AUGAUCCUCACGCGGCACGAUGCAGCCUCGCCACUCCUCGCCACCUAUAUGCUCCCCUUCUCGCUCAUCCUUCUAAUUGUCCUUCCCAUCACAACCCUUGUUCGCAUCCGUUAUCGCCGAGGCCUGCGCGAAAUCCCGGGCCCCUUCUUAGCCAGUAUCCUGCCGUUUGAUCGCAUGCUCAGCGCCUACUCUGGACGGCAAUUUCAGCGCCAUCUUGAGUACCAUGCCAAGUAUGGGAAGUUGGUCCGCGUGGGGCCUAACCAUUCGCCCAUUGGACCCAUUCCCACUGUCUUUUCGAUUGUCGACCCUGUCGGACAUAGGAAUCUCAAAAGACCUGUGGGUGCUGCGUUCGCCCUGAGCUCUUUGCUCGACUUUGAACCCCUGGCCGAUGACUGCACACGGAUACUGGAAGGCAAGCUUGAUGCCCUGCAAGGCCAGCCGAUUGAUUUUGGUACGUGGCUGCACUGGUACGCAUUCGAUGUGAUCAGCAGCAUCACCUUCUCCAACCGACUGGGGUUCAUGGAGAGAGAGGAAGACGUCAAUGGCAUCAUUGCUGCGAUCGAAGGUCGGUUGUUCUACAACUCGAUCAUCGGCCAGGUUCCGAGCAUGCACAAGUGGCUGCUGGGAAACAACACCGUCUCACGACUAGCCGACAUGGUACCCGCCAUCAAGCGACUGAACUCAGCAGCAUACAUUGUCCAGUUCGCCGCGAGACAGUUGGAGAUGAGGCAAAAUGCCAAGGCUGAGCAUGGACGGUCCGACAUGGUGGACAAAUUCAAGAUGACGAGGGAUGGCGAAGAAGUCAUGAGCCAGAAGGAGUUGUUGGGACAUGCGAGUUCGAACGUGUUCGCUGGUUCCGAUACAACAGCCAUCUCCCUCCGGGCGCUGUUCUAUCACCUUUGUAAGAACCCGCACGCGUACAAGAAAUGCGUGGAUGAGAUCCUCAGUUUCGAUGCCCGCGGCGAGCUGUCCGAGUAUGUCACGUACUACGAAGCGCAGCGCAUGCCAUAUUUUCAGGCGUGUAUGAGGGAGGCGUUGCGCAUGCAUCCCGCCGUGGGACAGUUGCUCGAGCGGGUUGUCCCCUCAGGCGGAGCCACAAUCGACGGUGUCUAUCUACCAGCAGGGACGAUUGUAGGCUUCAACCCCUGGGUCGCGGCGAGGGACAAAGCAGUAUAUGGGCAUGACGCUGCGCUAUUCCGGCCGGAGCGGUGGAUCGAAGCCGAUGAGAAGACAAUGAAGUUGAUGGACCGGAACUGGCUCGCUUUUGGAGCCGGCUCGCGCACAUGCCUGGGCAAGAACAUCUCCCUGAUGGAGAUGUCGAAGCUCGUGCCGCAGCUGCUCCGUCGAUACCACAUCCGACUGGCCGAUCCAAACGCCGAGUGGGAGCUGUUUGACUACUGGUUCGUCAAGCAGGAAGGCCUGAGAUGUACUCUGACAAGGAGAGACGGUGGGAAGGAGUAG
Fonsecaea monophora is the source of this 1461-nucleotide messenger RNA. RefSeq lists its product as hypothetical. The transcript is spliced from 4 exons. The record is from RefSeq and is a predicted model, not a curated record. Gene Ontology annotation, molecular function: oxidoreductase activity, acting on paired donors, with incorporation or reduction of molecular oxygen; iron ion binding; heme binding. Bases 1 to 1461 code for a protein of 486 amino acids. Lineage: Eukaryota; Fungi; Ascomycota; Eurotiomycetes; Chaetothyriales; Herpotrichiellaceae.